UCACGGGGCCGGAACCCGGAGCCGCCGGAGCCGCCGGAGCCGCCGCCGCCGCCGCCGCCGCCCCGGGCCCAGCGCCGCCCCAGCCCGGUCCGCAGCCGCGCUGCUCCCCCCAGGGCCGCCAGCAUGUCCAACAUGGAGAAACACCUCUUUAAUUUGAAGUUUGCUGCAAAGGAGCUCAACAGGAACUCCAAAAAAUGCGACAAAGAAGAAAAGGCUGAGAAAGCUAAAAUUAAGAAGGCCAUUCAGAAGGGGAACAUGGAAGUGGCGCGGAUCCACGCGGAGAACGCCAUCCGCCAGAAGAACCAGGCCAUCAACUUCCUGCGCAUGAGCGCCCGCGUGGACGCCGUGGCAGCCAGAGUCCAGACUGCCGUCACCAUGGGCAAGGUUACAAAGUCGAUGGCAGGGGUCGUGAAGUCAAUGGAUGCCACUUUGAAGAGCAUGAACUUGGAAAAGAUAUCUGCACUAAUGGACAAAUUUGAGCAUCAGUUUGAGACACUGGAUGUUCAGACACAGCAGAUGGAAGACACAAUGAGCAACACUACGACAUUAACAACACCACAAAACCAAGUGGACAUGCUCCUGCAGGAAAUGGCAGAUGAAGCAGGCCUUGAUCUGAACAUGGAACUACCUCAAGGACAGACCGGUUCUGUUGGUACAAGCGUGGCCUCGGCAGAACAGGAUGAGCUGUCACAGAGACUGGCCCGCCUACGUGAUCAAGUCUAACUGAAUGGAGCUGCAGUUCUUUGGAGCUGCUUCCAAAUUCCCUGUCUGGAACUAACCCUGCACUACACUCGAGGUGUAAAACAAUCUGGCUUAGGUGUUUGAAUAUUUGUAAUAUAGGGUACUUCACUCCCAGCUUGCUACUCUUUCUAAAAUACAUUAAGUGACCCAAAAAUAUGAGCUCUAAUGUCCUUUUCUGUACAUUUGGAAGUUGAUCUAUUUUUUGCAAGCUUUUUUCACAAGUUCAGGUUGAUGUUCUGAGUCUGCUAUUAAUGGUGGUACAGUCUAGUUCCAAGCAAAGCAGAGUGUCAGUGAGAUAUAUUUUAAAUUAUGACCUUUUUUUAAAUUAUGAAAACUGUUUAUGGUUAAAAAACUGAUGUAUCAGUUCAGAUGAUUGUUGUAGAUCAUUGUCCUACAGAGCCAAACUCUUGGAACACGCAGGGAUGGACAGCAUGGACAUCCUGGGAAAUACACUCGUUGAAACAAAUAAGUGGACUUUGAGUUUUUUUAGUCUUUAAAAGUUGGGAUAAAUGUGCUGAAAUUAGCAGUUUAGUUCAAAAAUAAGUUACCAAAAGCUGAUUUCAUAUAACUGGGGAUAUAACUUGUAUGGUGGCAUCACUUUAGCACAGGAGGAAUAAAAUAUAUUUUUGGACUCUUUGCCAGGUCUGUUGCUCUCUGCAGAUAAAAUCCCAUUGUUUGUAAUAUUCUGGUUGUAGGGAGUAGCUAAUUUUAGCAAUCCCUUUAUAUUUCUGCAUAGUAAGAGAGUCUGGCUGUUCUCAGUAGCUUCAAACUCUUGUUGCAGUUGUAAAGUACGAAAAGGUUGUAGAAAUUUGUAGCUGAGACCACUUGUGAUGUGUUGUGAUAAACAGUGACGUUCAAAUUCUCUUCCUAAUUUUUUUGGGCUCAUUUUUAUGUUUUGUUGUCGUAGGGGUGAGGGAAGGUGUGGAGCACCAGGUUUGGAAUUGAUUCUUAAUUGCCUGGUGCUCAGGGCCACAUGUGUUUUCCAGUGUUACGGAAUUGUUUAAGGAAAAGAAAAAACCCUCACUUUUUUACUCAAGCAGGAUUUUUUUUAAUGAAAAUGUGCAAAAACAAUGAAACUUUUUAGAGCAGUUUCAGACAUUGUUUUGUCUGUGUUAUCCAACUCAUGGGGAGGGUUGAGCAGGAGGUUAUGUACUGAAGUAAUCAAGGUUACUGCAAAAAUAAAAUCAGGAAAAUAAGAUAGACAAAAUAGCCUGAAAUGUUGACAGAUUCUCUCUGACACUGCCAGCUGAACUAAAACCAUGAGUUUAAAAAUGGAGUCUUUUCACUUGUUAGAAAGAAAUGGAUUGAAAAUAAAUAAAACACCUUGAAUGUUCCUCCUGUAAACAGAAGUUGGAAGGUGUUUAAAAACCAUGUACUGACAGCUGUAGUCUGGCUACAAUCCCUUCAAAUGAUUAGUAAAACAUCCUAGAAAGGGGCUUUUUCCUGCAUUUUCUCCCUGGCUGCUUCUGAACAUGGUAACCAACAUCAUGGUGUAUCUAUGCAACCCAGUUACCCAGCUGGGGUGGCUGUGUGUGUGCCUUUGCCUUGCUGGACCUCCUUCAGCUUUUUAAUAUUCAGUUACUUCAUAUCAUGAGAGUGCUGGAAGCUUCCUGCUGUGAAAUUGCUCCACACCAGAGUUUACUUGGAGCUGUCCAGAAAUACUGGGGAUUCAGUGUCUGAUAGUUGACAGCUCCAGCUACUGUGUCUGGCUUCUUUAGUGUUAAAAAUGAUGCUGAUGUUCGACUGGUUUGGGCCAUUCUGGAAUUAGUUGAGGUUCAGACAGCAAUUCUGAGCUCCGACAUGCUUGAUUUUCCCAGUCUGUUGCCGUGCUGUGAGCCUUGGAGGGAUUUAAAAAUAGACUGGGACUGAGAUUGCUGCAACAGAAAGGUUAAAUAAGCUUCAUGAUUUUAUUGAUUUUUGUGGAGUUUUGAUCUUAUCCCGGGGUGGUGAACUCCAGGACCAGCACAGA
This is a messenger RNA of Prinia subflava (tawny-flanked prinia), 2710 nucleotides long. RefSeq names its product charged multivesicular body protein 1B (gene CHMP1B). The record is from RefSeq and is a predicted model, not a curated record. Gene Ontology annotation, cellular component: ESCRT III complex; multivesicular body. The coding region runs from base 124 to 723 and encodes 199 amino acids. The transcript is spliced from 8 exons. NCBI's taxonomy places the organism in Eukaryota, Metazoa, Chordata, Aves, Passeriformes, Cisticolidae. Gene Ontology annotation, biological process: protein transport; late endosome to vacuole transport; endosome transport via multivesicular body sorting pathway.